Messenger RNA from Bipolaris maydis ATCC 48331, 807 nucleotides. RefSeq lists its product as uncharacterized. The record is from RefSeq and is a predicted model, not a curated record. NCBI's taxonomy places the organism in Eukaryota, Fungi, Ascomycota, Dothideomycetes, Pleosporales, Pleosporaceae.
AUGGCGCCGCUCCGAAGAUAUCUCCGAAUCACCAAACACUCGGUCAUCGAAGUGCGCAUCUAUCUAGAUCGGCCAGCCGAUGCAGAUGCAUGGCUACUGAAGCGCGACGACCCAGCACUGCCACGCGUCAUCCAAGCAGUGCGACCGCUGGUGUUGCCCAAACUCCGAGAGGAAAACGAAAGAGGCAAGGGACGGGGUGGUGCCAAAGCAAAGAAGAAGGGAGUCAAGGAUGUGGUGAUUGAAGAUGACUUUGAAGUUUCAAUCUUCUUGACGGAGCUUUCAUCCCGACACUCCAUUCUCACAAAGCAAAAGAUCUUCAAGGACAAGGCCCGCAUUCAGAGCAACUCGGGCAAACUCACGGGAUGGCUAACAUCCGGGACAAGUGAUCAGCCGGUUGUAAUCAAUGAAGAUGCAGCAGAGCCAAUCGCAAUAAGGCAAGAGGACAGCGGUGCAGUUAAUCUUUUUGAUAUUCCCGAGGCCAAGACAGCGAGAAAGCAACACAGCGAGGCUAGCGAUAGCGAGACAUCCGACCUGUUUGUGUCCGAACAAGCCAGCAUUACAGGAAAUACAGCGCAAGACCAGGAUGAGGGUCAACGAGGAGAUGAGACUAAGAAACUCGGCCUCCGGACAUGCUACGAUGGAUUUAGCAUCUAUGGUCGCAUUCUGUGUUUGGUGGUCAAGCGGCGUAGGGCCCGAAAUGCGGCGCCUGCAAGCGGUGCAGCAUCUGAUAGCCAGGCCAUGCUCGAGAACUGGGUCUCGACGCAAGCUAUAGCUGGCCAGCAAGAUGAAGACGACGACGCCCUAUAG